Molecule: messenger RNA, 4298 nt
Organism: Procambarus clarkii (red swamp crayfish)
Lineage: Eukaryota; Metazoa; Arthropoda; Malacostraca; Decapoda; Cambaridae
Product: solute carrier family 49 member 4 homolog
Biological process (GO): transmembrane transport
Cellular component (GO): membrane; intracellular membrane-bounded organelle
Molecular function (GO): transmembrane transporter activity
Source: RefSeq, a predicted model, not a curated record
AGAGCAGUAGAGACACAUGGUAAUGGCAACUGCCAGGUGUCGCUGAUUGUGACAAAUUAGGGUUGAUCAGUUGGGGUUGCAGCUCACAGUCUCCCGGUGUGGGAAGGUCAGUCAGAAUCUCUCCUCCUGGCCUCAGCCAUCUUCAGCUGGACUCAAUAUCUGCGCCGUGGCUCCCCCACACCCCUAACGAUCACCAACUUUCAUCCCCUCGCUAUGGACGAGCCAGCUUAAGAUGGAAGAAUGCACCAGAAAUUGGAAACGGUGGUGGUGGAGAAACCGCCACCUUAAUGCAAGACAAGGUUCCCAACAGAGUCUUCUGGGAAGACUUAAACCUUCUGCUCCUGCAUUGCUCUUGAAAUUUAUUAAUAUAAUCUGUUGUAAUAUGUACACUAAGAAAAUAUUGGAAGUCAUAAAGAAGAUAGUGCCAACAUGUAGUAGAGGGCGAGACAGUAGUGCAAACAAGGGUGGACAGAAGGUUUACCCGAGCCGUUUCUGGAUUCUGGGAGUAUUUUCGUUUUUGGCAUGGUUCCAGUGUGUUCAGUGGUCCAUUUGGGGUCCUAUUAGCGAGAGUGUUGAUGCGGCGUUUGAAGGCUGGGGCUCUGGGACCGUGGCCAUGAUGGCCAACUGGGGCACAAUAACGUUUGCAUCGUGCGUUGCACCAAUGUGUUGGCUGAUGAGCACCAAAGGGUUGCGUGUAGGUGUGGUCACUUGUGCUGUGCUGGUUGCUUGUGCAACAGUCGCCAGAAUUCUCCCCUUUAUGGCAGAUUCUGAUAAAUUCUUCACAGUAAUGUGCCACAUUGCAGCCAUACUGAACGGAAUUGCAGGCACCCUAAUCAUGUCUGCUCCACCGAUGAUUGCAGCAGAGUGGUUCCCGCCCAAGGAGAGAACUACAGCCACAGCUGUAUCGCAAGUUUUGAACCAGCUGGGGACAGCAGGGAGCUACCUGGCACCUCUAUUGGUCCAGUCUCCAAAUGCUGGUGUGACUAAGGACCAGAUUAAAAGUGAUAUCAAGACACUUUUAUACAUUUAUGCUGCCGUUGGGGUGACAUUGCUGAUAGCUAUCCUGGUGUACUUCCCUACAAAGCCUCCCACGCCUCCGUCCGUCACAUCUUCGGUGCAAAGACUGAAUUUUAAAUCCAGUUUAAAGAAGUUAAUGAGAAAUCGAAAUGUAUUGCUGACAACAAUUGCAUACAGCGUCUGCAUAGCAAUACCUGCGACCUGGCUCUCUGUUCUCAACUAUUCUCUUAAUGAUCUGGGAAUCGAUCAGGAUAAUGCUAUGUGGGUAGGACUCACAGCUGUGUUGGUGCAAGGAGUGACCGGUCUGUUGGUGGGGCGUAUGACAGAUCUAGUUUACGGCCACGUCAAGGCGUCUCUCCUGUUUUUCAUGAUCAUAUCUUUGGCUUGCUUCUAUUGGUUCUACCUCUUGACAAUGGGCACCAUCCCCGUAACAAAAGGGCAGAUAUUUUGUUCGGUGGUGAUUGGCCUGGCAUCCAAUUUUGCCAAUGCUCCACUAUUCUUCGAGUUGGCUGUGGAGCGAGCCUAUCCCUGCCCUGAGGUUAUUGUUGCUGGCCUACUCACCGGUCUCAUGAACUUUAUUGGGCUGAUAUUCCUCUUCGUCUUUCUAAUUCCUGACAUAGGCUAUAAGUGGGUGACCUAUGUUCUCCUGAGUUCCGGUUCUCUGUCAAUAAUUCCUGUUCUCCUUGUACAAGAGGAUUAUUCUAGAUCGAACAUUGACCGCAAUGUUGAUUCUCCGAUUCCAGAACAAGUUGCAGCAAAAGAAAAGCAAUCUCCACACCAGUUAGCUGUGAUAUAAACAAAAUAAAUAUUACUGAUAAAUCUGACGUCUAAAUGUGAAAUUUUCCAUUUAAUAUUUUUUUUGCUGUUAAUUAAAGCUUUUUCAAUUUGAUUAACCAAAAAAUUUAUCAUUUCCAAGCCCAAUACUACCAUUAAUAUAAUUAAUAUGCCGCAAUCUUUAUACGUAACCAAAAUUAGUUUGGUUAAUUUAUUUGGUUAAUCAAACACUACUGUUGUGUGUUUGUAAAUUAUUUAUUAUUUUUUGCUUAAGGGCAGUAAAGUGGUGAAGGAAAGUAAUAUUUUUUAGUGUAAGUGAGAAUGAGAAGAGAAUGUAGUGUAGUGAGAAUGAAACAAGAUUUGUAAAUGCAGUUGUGAUUGGUCUUUCAUUCCUGCAAUUUUAACAAACACAGUAAUGUAUUUUUAACAAGUAAUGUACUAUGCAUACAUUACGUUAAUCUCUGGAGCAGUACACCGACCUGCAUGACACGAGACAGUUGCUCUACCGUGGUGCCUAAGUGGUUGGACUUUAUAGAAGCAAAAAUUUUUUAAGUUUUAACCUAUGUACAGGUUGUGAUAUUUCAUUAGUAUAUUUGUAAAUAAAAUAUUGUAUGCAUUGAAUAAUGGUUUAUUGUGGGCUGCCCAACUUGUCAUUUUCUCCAACUCCAUUAAAUCUUUCUUACUAUACAUUAUUUUCUUACUCUAAUGGCUCGAGGGGGUUGGGGUACACCUCUAAUCUUGUCUGCCUUUUACCCAUCUAUUGGAAAUUUAUUAUCCAUUCAUCAACUGUGGACAUUUUCUUACAAUCAUUAUCACUUCCCUCCCCUCCCAUCCCAAUAUAGAAUUUUAUGUUAAUGUAACGUGCAUAAACUUACCCGCACAAACUGGUGGAUGUAAACUGCGCCAGUUGGAAAAGAGGAUUUGCCAUUUAUUUCUUUUUAAUACCAGUUUGCUUAUACAUGAAAUACAGAAUAUAAAAAAAAAAGGAUUUUGUGAAAAAAAAGAUAACUAUAUUUUGUAAUGAUUAAUUAGUCAUAACAGUCAUAAAGUGUUACAUCUUAGUGUACUUGAAAUUUUACAAGUGUUAAGCCAGCAUAACUAAAUUAGUGUACAAUGAAAACUGCACAGUAUAUUUUGGUAGCAUACCAUCAAGGUAUUCCCUACAUUUUAUAUUUAAGUGUUGUUGACAUCUGUUUUGACGAAGAGCUUAGUGCUUUUCACCACUAACACUGCCACCGAGGUCUAUAUUUACAUCACCAGUGCUGACUAUUACAGUAUUACAUCCUAGUCACUUUAAAAUGGUUAAGAGAUCAUAGUUAAAAAUAUUUAUAUUACCACCUACAUUGCAUAUAUUAUCCCAAUUUAGAUAAAUAUUGGAGUUGCAGAAACAAAUUAAUUUUGCCACAAUUAAUUUUGCAAAUAGUCUUUUUACAAAGUCAUUAAAUAUGCUAGACAAUCGUUGGGCAUGAGCUCAAUCCUGCCAGAAAUGACUGAUAGAAGGUACAUUUCAUGUAGACUAAAGACUGUGCAAGAAUUCUCUUUGCAUCAAACAUAGCCUCUUAGUCAACUGCUUACCAACAACUUAGUGCACCUAAUUCUUUAAAGAUGGCAGCAGCUCACCCACAACACUGGCCCUGGGCAUCUGAAUUCUCCUAUUCUUUGUAAUGGGACUGAAAAGGCAGCAAACAAAAGGGGUAAAGAGGGAGAAAACUGGCUCAUGUUCAGAAAGGUACUUUCUCAUGUCCAUUCAAAGCUAUAUUUCCAAGGUACACUCUUAACUAAACCCUAAAAAAAAGUGAAAGGGAAUCCACAAAGCAGCCACCUUUGCAGGCAUACAAUACAUCCUAGGUUUCCACACCGGCAUCAAGCAAGCAGGUGAAGCCAAUUCAAAUACUGAAGCUUUAUGCACCUCGAGGGUGAACUACGCACAUGCAUGUAAUUGGCUAGCCUGCUGAAGUCAAGUUCUUAAUGAGAGAUGAAGCUGCCAAAUGACAGAACACACUAGAGGCCUGAUGAGUCUUCCCAAUCCUGAGCAUUCAAAGGGCAAACUUUGUGAGCAGGAACUGGGACAUGAUCUCCCACUACAUCACCGAAUGCCCAGUUAUCAGACCAUUCAGACUCCUUGGCAUGAGGUCCUGGAGCUUUGCAACUACUUUAUUCACUCUCAUGUUCUUGAGGAUAUCCUCAUAUUGCACCCAAAAUUUGGCAGUGCAGGUUACUGAAUGCAUGGCCCUGUAUGACUAACCAUCCUGUGAGAUGGGGACUUUCAGUAUCACUGCUACCUUAUUCACUCUAGUGUUCAUGAUAUCUUCAUGAUGCACCCAGAAUUUGCCAGUGCAGACUACAAUAUGUAUCACAUGCCUUUGUAUGACUAACCAUCCUGUGUGAUGGGGAUUUUAAGCAUCAUGUAGCUAGUUUUUUGACACGCUGUACUCCCCUUCAUAUAGUCUAGAGUAGCUGCACAUAUGUAAAUGUACCUAAAUCUGUUAAUAAAAAAACAAAACUUG